Gongylonema pulchrum is the source of this 293-nucleotide messenger RNA. The record is from the annotation of a GenBank genome assembly. Lineage: Eukaryota; Metazoa; Nematoda; Chromadorea; Rhabditida; Gongylonematidae.
AUGCUUUGUACACGCUAUUUCUUCGUGGAAGCUGAUCCGAUAAUGAUAGUGGAAUCAUGGACACUGCCGUUGUGGAUCAUUCGUAGCGGAAAUCAAGUGUUAAACUACACAGAUAAUUUGGCGAAUCCGCACGAUGAGCAGCAUAAACAUCUAGUGACUGCAUUCGAGAAAGGUGUCGGCGAGAGUUAUGCGAGUACACCCCUCAGGAAUGGUUUCGUAGUCGCCGAAGUAAACGAUAUCAGUCGACCAAGCGAUUUCAUCAAGGUUGUUUUAAACUUUCAGAGAAAAUAAUG